Messenger RNA from Penicillium cataractarum, 1479 nucleotides. RefSeq lists its product as uncharacterized. The record is from RefSeq and is a predicted model, not a curated record. The transcript is spliced from 2 exons. Bases 1 to 1479 code for a protein of 492 amino acids. NCBI's taxonomy places the organism in Eukaryota, Fungi, Ascomycota, Eurotiomycetes, Eurotiales, Aspergillaceae.
AUGACAAAGGAAAUCGAUACCCCCACCGCCCAGGCUGGCGCGCAAGAAAAGACCCUCAAACCAGCCGAGGAAUUCAUCUCCCUCGGCGAUGCCAAUGACUUCACCCUCGAAGCCGCCUCGGACGUCUCCUCAAGUGACUCUGAAUCCGACUCGGAGUCUGAAUCUGAAUCAGACGAUGAAGAAGUGACCCCCGACGAAAUGACCUUCCACCCCCACCGCAUUACGCUUCCCACAUUCCGCCGUCUCCUCUCCUGCUACCAGACCACCGUCGAGCAAGUGCACCGGCGCAAAGUCAUGCUGAAGCUGCAGCCCAAGCCGGAGAAGGGCUCGAAGCGGAAGGCGGAGAAGAAGACGAACACGGCAUCGGCGAGCUUGCGGGGUGCGAUGUUGCUCCAGAAGACGGAGUUUAAUGCUUCGGAGGAGAAGUAUAUCAAGGAGGAGACGGAGAAGUUUUUGAAGUUGGAUGGGUGGCGGUAUGAGGAGAUGCCCAAGGUUAUGGGGGAGAGGCGGGAGAAGAAUAAGGGUGAGGUGUUGAUUAAGGAUGAUUUGAUUACUGUUAUGGAUUGGAAGACGAAACAUGGUAUUCCCCGUCCAACUCUUAUGGGAAUGGUCAAGUCCAACCAGAAUAAGAAUGUGGUCAAGUGUUCUUCUACUGCCAUGGCUGCCCUUUCGACUGAAGACCCCAUGCUCGCGCCAAACGAGGCUUUCCCUAAACCCAGCAUCGACGCCUUCGGUCCCCUCCGCGGCGUUGGUGUGGCCACUGCCUCGCUAAUCCUCUCAAUGGCCACUGCUACCGGCAACCCCAAGCAGCAGGUCCCAUUCUACAGUGACGACGUCUACCUCUGGCUAUGCAUGAAAGAGUUCCCCGAACCAGAGGAAGAAGAAGAAGAAGAAGACGCAGCCGAGGAAGACCAAGAAGCCGACGCGGAAGCCUCAACCGACAAAAAGCGUGGUCCCCAGCCCCCCAAAUUUAAACUCAAGCGCACAGUCUCCAAAUUCAAGCGUACCAACGGCGAACUAAACGUCAAAUACACCAUCGCCGAAUACCGCAGACUCUGGGACGCAAGCUGGGAACUCCGCGAACGCCUGAACCGCGCCGCAGAAUCAGAAUCCGAGUCUACAUCCAUCUCCCACACCGACAUUGAAAAAACCGCCUACGUGCUACGCAACAUCGCCGUAUCGGGCUACUUCGAGGGCCAGAAUCCGGAGGAUGUUGCCCGGACGGCGACCCGGCAGAAGGCGCGCGUGGACGCUGCGAUGAAGGUUGAGAAAGCGCGGGCUGAUGCUUCUGGUGAGACUGCUGCGCGGGAGAAGAAGCUUGCUUUGAAGAAGCAGAAGAAGGCGGAGAAGGAGGAGAGGAGGGCUAAGUUGAAGGAGUUGAAGGCGAAGCAGAAGCAGAAGAAGAGGGAGAAGCUUGAGGGGGAGAAGCGGGAGGGCGAGACUGCGGGUAGGAAUGCUAAGAGGAGGAAGGUUGAGUAG